GUCUACCUGCUCCUUCGGAAUUAAGAAGGGGCAACUCUCGGGCACCACCAACCUUCAACAGGAAAGCGUUCUCGGAAAAAGAAGAUUUGUUCCUAUGCUAUUUUAGUGUAAAUAGUUCACCAGUCGUCACUAUGGUGAGCAACAAAUGAGGGUCCCUGAAUGCGCUAAUUUCGCGACGCUCCCUCGCUUGGGCUACGGGCAGAGACGCGUGUGCACCAAGAACUACAUUUCCCAUGUGGCAUCGAGUCCGACCCGGAAGUUUAAAUCUCGCUCUCUACGGGAAGAGUGUAGUGAAUAAAAGUACACCUAAAAACACAAGCACGCGGGGUUUUUGUUGUUUUUAGAUGAGUAAGUGCUGUCUUGCCUCAGUGGGAGCCAUCUUUCAGAAAAGCAGCUUCUUUAAACCCCAAAACGCGUUCCUGAGCUUCUGUAGGCAGGGUGGCGCUCGGGCCAGAAGGCAGAGGUCACCGGACCGAAUUGGCGGGAGAAUAAGAUUGGAGCCCAGGAGCUGAAGCUGCCCCGACUUCUUAAGGAGUAAUGUGAGGAUUCUUAUUCUCUCAGAAGCUACCAAGAGCAGAACAGGCAGUGCCACUGUGGUAGCAGAAGCUAUCCUGGGAGGAAGCAUAUCUGCCGUGUACUUGAAGAAACUCGUGGCCUCUGAUGGCUCCUGUGAAGAUCAGCCAUGUAGUAUCAUUUUCCUCUCAGGAUCCCAAGUAUCCUGUGGAGAACUUGCUGAACCCAGACAGUCAUAAGGGACCUUGGCUCAGCUGUCCUCAGGACAAGAGUGGGAAACUGGAAGUGGAGCUUCAGCUGGAGAGGGUGGUCCCCAUAAGUUACAUCGACGUCGGUAACUGUGGCUGUGCUUUCCUGCAGAUUGACGUGGGUCGUUCUUCCUGGCCCCUGGACAGACCUUUCGUCACCCUUCUCCCUGCAACCAUGCUAAUGUCCCUCGCUGAUUCAAAGGAGUGGAAGAACCGCUCAGGAGUCCGGAUGUUUAAACAUGAUGAUUUCCUGACUCCAGCCUCAGGAGAAUCAUGGGAUCGACUUCGACUGACAUGCUCGCAGCCUUUCACACGUCACCAGUCCUUUGGCCUGGCCUUCCUCCGGGUGCGGUCCUCUCUGGACCCCUCAGCUGACUCUGUGGUGGAUCUCCCUGCCCUGGGAGGCUCUGGGCCGACCCAGAACGCUUUGGAUAUGCUGGAGUCUGAUCCUAGGCCCUGGCUGACUAAUCCUUCUAUCCGGAGGACAUUCUUCCCAGAUCCCCAGACGAGCACCAAGGAAAUUUCAGAGCUCAAGGGUAAGCUGAAGCAGUUGCAGCCAGGGCCGCUGGGGCGGGCGGCCCACAUGGUGCUUUCUGCUGCCAACAGGGCACCUCCGGCCGGUGUGGUGAGCCCAAAGAACAGCCAUGGGGAACCAGGUCCCAGUCAUCCAAAGAGUGCAGAGCCCAGAGCAGAAGAACAAAACAGGAAGAAUGAUGUGGGCAGAAGGAAGAGAAGGAAAUUGCAGGACCAAAGACCGUUGUCCAACUCAAGUUCUCAGCCAGAUAGGAGGCGGGCAGCAAGAGCAAGGCAGAGACAGCACCGACCUCAGACCAAGAAUGACAAAGAUGCCCAGGCGACUGGACAGUGUCCCAUCUGCACAGGCUCCUUCAGCAUGGAGACUCUCCCUUUGCAUGCUGCCACUUGUGGAGAGAGCUCCCCAUCCCAGCCAUCUUCUCCCUCCUCCUCGUCUUCCUCGCCAUCUGUGCUGAGAUGUCAUCGUGUGGUACUAACACAAGUUCCCCUGUCCCCGGGGUACAGGCCCAACUGGACUGAGAUUGUGAACAAAAAGCUCAAGUUCCCACCCACGCUCUUGGGGGCCAUUCAGGAGGGCCAGCUGGGUCUCGUGCAGCAGCUGCUGGAGUCAGGCAACGACGCCGCCACCUCGGGUGCUGGGCCUCUGCGGAAUGUGGAAGAGUCUGAGGACCGCUCCUGGAGGGAAGCCCUCAACCUGGCCAUCCGGCUGGGCCAUGAGGCCAUCACUGAUGUGCUGCUGGCCAACAUCAAGUUUGACUUCCGGCAGAUCCACGAAGCCCUGCUAGUGGCAGUGGACACGAACCAGCCAGCGGUGGUGCGUCGCCUGCUGGCUCGGCUGGAUCGGGAGAAGGGUCGAAAAGUAGACACCAAGUCUUUCUCGCUAGCCUUCUUUGACUCAUCAAUUGAUGGCUCCCGCUUUGCCCCUGGGGUCACUCCACUCACACUAGCCUGCCAGAAAGACCUGUAUGAGAUUGCCCAGUUGCUCAUGGACCAGGGCCACACUAUUGCCCGGCCCCACCCAGUUUCCUGUGCCUGCCUCGAGUGCAGCAAUGCCCGCCGAUACGACCUGCUAAAAUUCUCAUUAUCCCGAAUCAACACCUACCGCGGCAUCGCAAGCCGGGCCCACCUCUCACUGGCCAGCGAGGAUGCCAUGCUGGCUGCUUUUCAGCUCAGCCGGGAGCUCAGGCGCCUUGCACGAAAGGAGCCUGAAUUUAAGCCUCAGUACAUUGCCCUGGAGUCGCUCUGCCAGGACUAUGGCUUUGAACUGCUGGGCAUGUGCCGGAACCAGAGUGAGGUCACGGCAGUGCUAAAUGACACGGGUGAGGAUAGCGAGACUGAGCCUGAGGCUGAGGGCCUGGGCCAGGCCUUUGAGGAGGGCAUCCCCAACCUGGCAAGACUGCGGUUGGCUGUCAACUACAACCAGAAACAGUUUGUAGCUCACCCCAUCUGCCAGCAAGUUCUGUCUUCCAUCUGGUGUGGGAACCUGGCUGGCUGGCGUGGAAGCACCACCAUCUGGAAGCUCUUCGUCGCCUUUCUUAUCUUCCUCACCAUGCCCUUCCUCUGCAUUGGCUACUGGCUGGCGCCCAAGUCCCGGCUGGGCCGCCUGCUAAAGAUCCCAGUGUUGAAGUUCCUGCUGCACUCAGCCUCCUAUCUGUGGUUCCUUAUCUUCUUGCUGGGAGAGUCCCUGGUCAUGGAGACUCAGUUGAGCACCUUUAAAGGCCGCAGCCAGAGUGUCUGGGAGACUUCACUACACAUGAUUUGGGUCACGGGCUUCCUGUGGUUUGAGUGUAAGGAGGUGUGGAUCGAGGGCUUGCGCAGCUAUCUCCUGGACUGGUGGAACUUCCUGGAUGUGGUCAUCCUCUCCCUGUACUUGGCAUCCUUUGCCCUGCGCCUCCUCCUGGCGGGGCUUGCCUACAUGCACUGCCAGGAGGCCUCCGACAGCACCACGUGCCGCUAUUUCACCACUGCUGAGCGGAGUGAGUGGCGCACAGAGGACCCCCAGUUCUUGGCCGAGGUGCUCUUUGCUGUCACCAGCAUGCUGAGCUUCACCCGACUGGCAUAUAUCCUGCCAGCUCACGAGUCCCUGGGCACUCUGCAGAUUUCCAUUGGCAGGAUGAUCGACGACAUGAUCCGGUUCAUGUUCAUCCUCAUGAUCAUCCUGACCGCCUUCCUCUGUGGCCUCAACAACAUCUAUGUGCCGUACCAGGAGACCGAGCAGCUGGGCAAUUUCAACGAAACGUUUCAGUUUCUAUUCUGGACCAUGUUCGGCAUGGAAGAGCACAAGGUGGUGGACAUGCCUCAGUUCCUGGUGCCCGAGUUCGUGGGCCGAGCCCUGUACGGCAUUUUCACCAUCGUCAUGGUCAUUGUGCUGCUCAACAUGCUCAUUGCCAUGAUCACCAACUCCUUCCAGAAAAUUGAGGACGAUGCUGAUGUGGAGUGGAAGUUUGCUCGCUCCAAGCUCUACCUGUCCUACUUCCGAGAAGGCUUGACGCUGCCUGUGCCCUUCAACAUCCUGCCCUCCCCGAAGGCUGCCUUCUACCUUGUCAGGAGAAUUUUCUGGUUCGUUUGCUGUUGCUCCUCCUGCUGCAAAGCCAAGAAGUCGGACUACCCCCCCAUCCCAACCUUUACCAACCCUGGGGCAAGGGCAGGGCCUGGGGAAGGAGAACGUGGAUCCUACCGCCUUCGGGUUAUCAAGGCUCUGGUGCAGCGCUACAUAGAGACUGCCCGGCGCGAGUUUGAGGAGGCCCGGAGGAAAGACCUGGGCACCAGACUGACAGAGCUGACCAAGACUGUGUCUCGACUGCAAAGCGAGGUAGCCAGCGUGCAGAAGACUCUGGCGGCAGGCGGGACACCGCGGCCUCCCGAUGGCGCUAGCAUCCUCAGUCGCUACAUCACCCGAGUGCGCAACAGCUUCCAGAAUCUGGGCCCCCCCACCCCUGAGACCCCAGCAGAGCUGACCAUGCCAGGGAUUGUGGAGGCCGAGGUCUCUAUAGAAGCUGGCCUUCAUGCCAUAGGAGAGGCUGAGACUCCAGCGUCUGGAGAGCCCAGCCACUCCUCCCCUGCUCAUGUGCUGGUGCACAGGGAGCAAGAAGCAGAGGGGGCAGGGGACCUGCCCCUAGAGGAAGGCCUGGAGACCAAGUGUGAGUCCUAACACAACAGAAGGGUCUCUUCUGUCACUGACUGCAGCAGCCUUCUUGGAUAGAGCAAGGGUCUCGUAGUAGAAGAUCAUGGUGUUUCUUUGCCUCAGUAAAAUUUCGGCUGUGGAAGUCAGGUAGCAAUCUCCAUCUCUUGAUGUCCUAAGAUCCCUUCUUUGACUUCCCUCUAAAAUGAACCCUAUGUGAGAAUGGCAGAAACAGCUUGCUUUGGGGUCUAGGGUUCAGAAUCCUACUUUGGGGUUCCUUAGGUCUUUAGUGGAAAGAGUUUUGGCCUAGGAGGCUGGAGGCCUGGAAGAUAAGAGACCAGGGGAGCAGGAGGCCUGAGGGGGGGGAGGGCACUGAGA
Peromyscus eremicus (cactus mouse) is the source of this 4794-nucleotide messenger RNA. It is a transcript of the gene Xndc1n, whose product is annotated as XRCC1 N-terminal domain containing 1, N-terminal like. The coding region runs from base 661 to 4446 and encodes 1261 amino acids. The record is from RefSeq and is a predicted model, not a curated record. Gene Ontology annotation, cellular component: membrane; nucleus; cation channel complex. Gene Ontology annotation, molecular function: damaged DNA binding; store-operated calcium channel activity; inositol 1,4,5 trisphosphate binding. Gene Ontology annotation, biological process: calcium ion transmembrane transport; regulation of cytosolic calcium ion concentration; manganese ion transport. The transcript has 23 exons. NCBI's taxonomy places the organism in Eukaryota, Metazoa, Chordata, Mammalia, Rodentia, Cricetidae.